UUGGGUCAUGCAACCAUUUGACCACGUACCGUACCGUCGUGCGCGUCUCUACCGCUACUGCUGCAAUCACUACGUUCACCGCUCGUCUCGUGUGCGUACGUACUCGUGUAAACUCGAUAAAUUUUUAUUAUUUCAAUCAACGCGUUUUUGCCGUUCCAUCAAAUCCAAUCGAAUAUGCAUCCUGAAGCUAUCAGACGUUCUGCCUACAUGAUGACACAACGACCGUCUGAAUUUGACGAACAGCCAGUUUCUCGCACCUACCAGUACAGAAAGGUUAUGAAACCAAUGUUGGAACGCAAACGCCGAGCUCGUAUCAACCGUUGUUUGGACGAACUAAAAGAACUCAUGGUGGUGGCUCUUCAAGCCGAGGGCGAGAAUGUUAGCAAAUUAGAAAAGGCCGACAUCCUCGAGUUGACGGUCAGACAUUUGCACAAAUUGAAGCGACACAACGCUCUGGGUCUCAACGGCGACUCGGUGUACGCCGACAAAUUCCGUGCCGGUUUCGCCCACUGCGCCGCCGAAGUGUCCAACUACCUAACGGCCGACGUCCGAUCACCGCCCGUCGAUCCCACGUCCGGCGUAAAGCUGCUCCAUCAUUUGGGCGCUUGUAUGCGCAAAAUAGAAUCCCCAGACAGCUCGGCCACUGCUGUGCUCGCAGUUCGCCCUGAUCAGCACCAAUACAACCAACAGUACAGGCCGUACACUCCUCCAGCCACUCCUAGUGACCUCAAGGACGACCAAAACGUGUGGAGGCCCUGGUAAAACAUCCUUCGUCCAGCAUUACACGCGAAAACGCCAUUCAAGACUGAUUGCAAACUAGGUCCUUCCCGCUAUUUUUAAGUAUAUAUUCGUUUUUAUUGGCUCGCUCAUUGCCGCCUAUUGACAUUUGAUUGUAAUAUUUAUAUUUUAUACAUUAUUAUUAUUUUUUUGUUAUUUUUUGAUCGAGUACAGCUAUUUACCAAAAUUCGACUUAAAACACUGUAACUCAUUGGACGUAGCAUUAGUUUUACUCUUUUUGUGUACAUUUUUAGCUGUAGAGGAGAAUUUGAAAAUAUUUUUUCUACUAUUUAAGCUUAUCUGUGAUAACAACAUUGUGUGUACAAAAAUAUAAUGAUAAUUUAUUAUUACCGUUGA
This is a messenger RNA of Daktulosphaira vitifoliae (grape phylloxera), 1134 nucleotides long. RefSeq names its product enhancer of split mgamma protein-like. NCBI's taxonomy places the organism in Eukaryota, Metazoa, Arthropoda, Insecta, Hemiptera, Phylloxeridae. Gene Ontology annotation, cellular component: nucleus. Bases 175 to 762 code for a protein of 195 amino acids. The record is from RefSeq and is a predicted model, not a curated record. Gene Ontology annotation, biological process: regulation of neurogenesis; regulation of transcription by RNA polymerase II; anterior/posterior pattern specification. The transcript has 2 exons. Gene Ontology annotation, molecular function: DNA-binding transcription factor activity, RNA polymerase II-specific; protein dimerization activity; RNA polymerase II cis-regulatory region sequence-specific DNA binding.